This is a messenger RNA of Funneliformis caledonium, 822 nucleotides long. The record is from the annotation of a GenBank genome assembly. NCBI's taxonomy places the organism in Eukaryota, Fungi, Glomeromycota, Glomeromycetes, Glomerales, Glomeraceae.
AUGAGCGCAAAUGAACUUCAAGAAGAUUAUAGUUCGGAUUCAUCAAACGAUCCUGAUUAUGUUCUAAAUGAUAGCGAGGAUGAAACCGAACUGGUAAAUGUAGCAGCACAAGGCAAAAAGGACCUUGAUGAUGAAACAAAUUUGAUGACUCGUAGUAAACGCAAAAAAAUAGAAGCGGAAACCGAAACAUAUAAUAAUAUUAAGAAACAAAAGUUUGAAGAAAAAAUCGCAAAAGAAUCAAAUACAAUUGAUGAAGAACGUAAAAGUAAGAUCGAUGCUUUAUGGGCUGAAUUGAACGCAGAUGAUGAAGACUAUCUUCCUAUACCAGCAAAGCCCUAUAAUAAUUUGGUAGAUAAUAAAGCUCUUUUAAAUGACAACCCUGUGGAAAACAAGAAAUCAAAGUUUCCUUUAACCAAUUUAACUAAAGUUCCGAAAUCAACAAAGAUGAUUACCAUAACAAAAACUUAUAAAUUUGCUGGUGAUAUUAUAACAGAACAUAAACAAGUUCCCGAAGAUUCAGAAGAGGGACAAGCUUUUCUAGAAGAACAAGAGACAUCAGAAACCAGCAACGAAUCAAGUUCUAUUUUCUCAACGUCACGAACAUCUGUCAAAUCACCAUCAACUAUUCCGAAGAGCGGUAGUGGUGGUGGUAACGUUGAUAAAUUUAUCAAAUCUAAAAUAAGUAUUGAACAACUCGCUUCACUUAAAAAGAAACCUACAAAAUUAAAUACUUUGGAGAAAUCAAAAAUGGAUUGGAAAAAAUACGUUGAACAAGAACAAAUUGUUGAUGAAUUAAAAUAUCAUAAUAAGAACGGAAUAUAA